Molecule: messenger RNA, 522 nt
Organism: Diaporthe citri
Lineage: Eukaryota; Fungi; Ascomycota; Sordariomycetes; Diaporthales; Diaporthaceae
Exons: 1
Coding region: 1-522 (173 amino acids)
Source: RefSeq, a predicted model, not a curated record
AUGCUCUCGACGCCCCCCGCCUCCCCCGGCGCCCUGGCGGGCCGCGAGACGGGCAGCAGGAACCCUGCUGCGCUGAGCGGCAGCGCCAUCGGCCACAUCGAGCACUACUGCCACUCGACCGACUUCGUGGCUUUGUGGGGUGUCCUGCACUUCAAGGCCGCGAGCGCGGCGGACCCCAGCGCGCCCGUGUUCGCGGGCCGCGCCUUCAGCCGCACCGCGGCGAGGGGGCAGGAGGGGCACCUGCUGUGCCAGCACUACCUGAACGCCAUGUUCCCGCUCGAGAGGGACGGCAAGACGGGGCAGCUCGUCGGGUGUGCUGAGACGAAUGCUUUUAUGGAGGGCGAGGUCACCGUCGGGGCCAGGGGGGAGGGCGGCGAUAACACCGAUGACGACUCGGAGCAGCCGCCUGGGUCCCCGGGCAUGCUUGGCCGCGGAGGGGCGGUGACGAUGACGCGCAAGGUUAAGGAGCUGAGCCGGCUGUGGCAGUACCGCAACGGGAGGAGCCCUGGGGUGAAGGCGUAG